This is a messenger RNA of Pseudoliparis swirei, 1015 nucleotides long. RefSeq names its product melatonin receptor type 1A-like. The record is from RefSeq and is a predicted model, not a curated record. Gene Ontology annotation, cellular component: membrane. Gene Ontology annotation, molecular function: melatonin receptor activity. NCBI's taxonomy places the organism in Eukaryota, Metazoa, Chordata, Actinopteri, Perciformes, Liparidae. Gene Ontology annotation, biological process: G protein-coupled receptor signaling pathway.
CAUUACACACUGUAUUAAGAGUAAACUGGUCUCACAUCGACUUGACGUCAGAUAACGACGUAUAACAUAAAUAUCAGACUGACAACAAGAGCAUUUUGUCAAGUAUUUAUUGAAGUUAGUCGUAUAUUGAACAGGCACCAGCAGAGUCACCUACUUUGUCCUCGCUCCGUGUCCUCGGCGUCUCAACUACAGCCUCCUGAACAGGUAUCACAUUUUACAGCAAAGUCAUCCGUGUUUAGUCUUUAAAACAUUAGCGUUACAUAAAAAGAACGUGACAGAGGCUAAGCGAUGGAAAUGUGCAUUUCCUAGUUAGUCAGACGGGUCCUGAGAGGCAACUCGAGGCCACUCCUACGGCACAUCUGCCUCAUGCACGCGUACCAAAACCAGUUAAUUCAAAAACCAGUUAAUACCGCACACCGGCUCUUCUCCCGCGGCAACACGGCGUGCUACGUGGCGCUGGUGUGGGCGCUCGCCGUCCUCGCCGUCGCGCCCAACUGGUCGGUGGGCUCGCUGCGGUACGACCCGCGCGUGUACUCCUGCACCUUGGCGAGCUCGCCGUACACCGUCGCCGUGGCGGCGGUGCACUUCGUGGCGCCCGUCGGCGUCGUCGGCUACUGCUACCUGCGCAUCUGGAUCCUGGUCCUGCGGGCGCGGCGCCGCGUGAAGCCGGACUCGCGACCGAAGAUCAAGCCGCACGACGUCCGCAGCUUCCUCACCGUGUUCGUGGUGAUGCUGAAGAUGGAGCCGAUGACGCUGAGGCCCAUCAGGAAGCCGCUGACCUGGCAGUGGGCGUCGCCGGCGAUCCAGCCGUCGUGGAAGAUGGCGGUGAGCACCAGCGGGUAGAGGUAGAGCGCCACCACCAGGUCGGCGAGCGCCAGGCUCACCACGAAGGCGUUGCCUGCAGAGGGAGGGAGGCGUGGGAGAUCACACCGUUGGGGCUCGGGGAGCUUGCGGUGGCCGGAUGGUGGCCUCACGCUGCCCCCUGCUGGACAUCCUCAGGAUCACUCUUCACUUA